Messenger RNA from Mizuhopecten yessoensis (Yesso scallop), 6306 nucleotides. RefSeq names its product glycine N-acyltransferase-like. The transcript has 5 exons. The coding region runs from base 153 to 1127 and encodes 324 amino acids. NCBI's taxonomy places the organism in Eukaryota, Metazoa, Mollusca, Bivalvia, Pectinida, Pectinidae. Gene Ontology annotation, molecular function: glycine N-acyltransferase activity. Gene Ontology annotation, cellular component: mitochondrion. The record is from RefSeq and is a predicted model, not a curated record.
UCUUAUAUACCUGUACUGACUACCCAUAGCCAGUCGGUGACAGCGUGUUGUGGGGAUGUUCUCCAGUAAAGAUGGCCGGUAACUCUUUAAUCCAUCGAUACCACUUAUAAUGUCGUGGUAAAUUGAUCACCACUGAACCCCCACUACCGAGGAUGAUUUACAAGGUAUUAAAUUCCGAUGAAAUCGCAGAACUGCAGAUUGAACUAAAGCGAGGUCUACCCGGAACAGCUAAGGUUUAUUAUGUGAUCCGGAACCUAUUAAGUGGCUACCUACCUGGGAUCGAGCUGCUUGUCGAUGAUUGGCCGAAAUGGUCAUGUAUACUUCUCCGGCCGACAUCGGAAAAAAAGGUGAAAAGAUACUUCGAAAACACCUACAUCUGCUAUACGAAAAAUGUGUCGACCUUAAAAUACUUCGUACAGAGGCCUGACGUCAUUGACUGGAGCAAGCCGGCAAUCUUCACAGGAGUACCAAAUGAUCUGGUUUUACUACUCACCGAGAUGACCCGGAAGUACAAGGGUACCCUUUCCUCGUGUGAACCCAGGUUCAUGUACGCAUGGACAAAACAGUCACCACCGGAACUACCCGAAGUGCCAAAAGGUUUGCGCCUGUCCACCCUCGGACCGGAGCACGUGUCCAUCAUGUCCCAGGGCUGGGAAUGGUCACGGACGGACAUCGAGGGUUAUUUCCUCAGUGUUGUGGAACGAUUCGACAGUUCUUGUCUGCUGGACGAACAGGGAACGCUCCGGGCCUAUAUGUGUAUGCAGUAUAAUGGUUCUAUGGCGAUGCUGUACAUCCGUCCGCAGUACCGUAAAGACGGGUAUUUUAAUAUCAUUCUCAGCGAUUUAACACGCAAGAUACUCCUAAAGAACAAUAUUGCCUAUGGUUUCAUUCCUACAAACGAUACUUGUCUCAUCAACCAGUCCCGGGAAUUAGGAUUUGAGUGGGUACCCCGCGGGGAUAUGACUUGGGUAAAAUAUACCCCUCCUCCAAAAUUGGGGGACCUUCCUCCAGGGAACAAAACGCUGGUGGUAGGCCACAAGAAAGGGGAUGUUAAAGAAGGAAACGAGGAUGUAAAAACACCUGCGCAACCUCUCUUCAUCAACGCAAUUCCGCUAACGAUAGGGUGAUAUUUAAAAUCAUCUGAGUUGUGAAGCGAAUGAAAGAAAGAGACAGAGAGAGAGAGAGAGAAAUACAGGACUGGCUGUUGUCCAGUUCGUUUUGUAUUUAAGAUAUAUACAAGAGCGGCUAAUAGGGAGAGAGAGAGAGAGAGAGAGAGAGAGAUAUGGAAAGGGAGUGAGAGAGAAGCGAGGGCAAAUGAGAGACUUGAAACAGAGACAAGAGAUAACGAGCCGGUGAGACAAAAAUAGGGAUGACAUGAACUAUUAUGAAACUUUUUAAACUAAAAAUCAAAUACAACGUACUAAUCAUCGGUCAGCGUUAGAUCUUGUUACGUCACAUCCGGUAGUAAAUGGCAGGUCGAUACGGUCAGCGUUAGAUCUUGUUACGUCACAUCCGGUAGUAAAUGGCAGGUAGAUACGGUUUCUUGGUAAUGCGCAGAACAUUAAAAAAUACGGUGUCUAUUUCCAAGUACAUUUCGUUGAUAGACUAUGUCGAUUUAGGCUGAAAUAUACAUUAUAUAUAUUUAUUUUAUUCAAAUUUAAAUAUCUUUACAAAGAAAAUACAGAUUAACGUAAUAGCGUGAACAGACACAAGUGCCAAUAAAGGACAGUCAGGGAGUCGUCUUGUUGAUGUUAAAACGGACCUUGUUAUUAAAAGACGAGAUAUAUAUUUUCUGAUUAUCUUACUGUACAAGUAAGUUAGCAGAUCAAUAAUUACAAUCCUGUUCCAUUAUCAGAUUUGUACUGUCUGUCUUCACCGAUAUAAGUGACUAAUAUUCUCUCCGAGUAUUAUCUGUGUUAUUUCUGCUGGGUGUUCUAUCUUUGAUGUCUACAUGUAAAACUGGUCUGGUGUAUCCCAGACCUCCGGUAAAUGCCGUUUAGUUGAACCUACUGCUUUGUUGUUGUCUUUCCCAUUGCAGUAGUUGACCGGCAUGAUUAUAAUCUGUCAUUUCUAUCUACUGUUAUGCUAUUUUUCUUGACUUUGGAUAAUGAACUAAAAUAUUUCGCACUUUGCUAUGCUAGAAAUAUAUUCGAUCCUUUCUCAAAUGAAAAUAAGUAUUUUCACUUCAUUUAAAAUCAUAGACUUUGAACUAUAAUAACGUUCAACUAAUGGAAAGACAGUUUAUAAUAUCUUCAUUGAGAAAUUUAACCCUUUAUGUUUUGUGUGGCUAACCAAUUUAAUCAAACCUCAAUUUUUAACUUUGUCAAAAAUGGCGUGUAUGUAUAUGUUCAUAAAUUAUCUUUAUAACAUAUUUUAAGAUAUCAUCAAAUUUUACCUUUUUUGUGCCACCGCAAAUGUUUUUGUUUUUUAAUUUGAUGAUGCCAUUGAGUUUUUAUCCCAUUGUUGAAGAUUUUAAUAUAUUUAUUUAUAAUGGUUAAAUGGCGCCAGAAAGCAUUUCUUUAGAAAAUGACAAACGCCUGUCUAGCAUAUGUAUAUUUUUGCCAUUGGUUAUUGUUUUUUUAUGUUCAGUUUUAAAGAAAAUAAGAUUUGUGACGUCAUGACAUAGGUCUACGUCUUAUUGCAAUGUCGGCUGCUAUCUCCUUUGAAACCGAAAGAACAGUAUCUAGAGAUAUUCGCUUCUCGAUAAUCACACUCAUUGUCAGUUGUAAAUUUUGAAACUAUAAAUAAAACACGUGCCGAGAUGCACCAGGCAGUGAGUGUUUUGCCUAUCGUGUUUUAAGCCAUUUGUUGUAUUAUUUCAAUUACGCGGUUUCGUUCUUGUGGCUGUCACAUAUAGAUACAUGUACGGAGUAAUAUAUUUACGAGUUCAUGAAUAAAACAAGUCUUUAUCUAGAAAAAAACGCAACGUCAUGACUUUUUGUUUGUCUACAUAUCAGUUAUUUUUUCAAGAUGUGUUUUUCUCGUGAAAAGUCGAUCGCGAUUUUAAAAGUCCCGCGAAUAAUUAUUCAAGCACAUUCAUCGAACGUUUUCAUUUUGCGAAUUUUAAUUUGUGAAAGUAUUUCAUGUGUUCGCAAUUAUGAAUGAGCGGCUUGAACCUAGGUCGCAAAAUAAGCAUUGGACAUACAUGGCCAAGCACACACAAUUCCUCUGGAGGGAUAAGUCAAUCUUUCCCAGAGUACUUUGCACAUUCUCCAUUCGCCUCUGUCAAUGGUUCGCUUAUCGUUUGACUUUGAUGUCACAGUAAAUACAAUCUCUACCCUGGGUUGUCGUUCCUUACUAGUGAGUGUAAGGGACGACAACUCUGGGUAGAGAUUGAGUAAUUGUGGCAGCGCCAGGUAAAAAAAGUAAGACGGUUACACAUUGUUGUUGGAAAAGUGAAUGUUUUCCCGUUUCGGUCUGGUAAUCUUGAUAUUUUUUUUUAUCUCCAUUGUCAAUGGAGAUAAAAAAAAAAAAAUCUUCUGAAUGUAUGUUUCAAAUGGCAUAAAUAUUGUUCAAAUUAUUUAGAAUUGCUGCUUCUAGCGAGGCGUCUCACCACGGGUUCAAUCCGAAUGUCUUUCAUUCAAUUCCACCAUUCCUCGUCAUAUUUUCGUCAACUAUCCAACAUUUCUGUGUCCUUUUGGAGUCCACGUCAAGGCUUCACACUUUUAAUGGUCCUAACAAUUCAUCCUCAGGACGAACCCAAUCCACUCAUUAAUGACUCUUCUUGUAGUCUCGCAUUCCCCAGACUCUCGCCCUCUCUCGAGACUUCCUCGAGCGAGAGUCUCUCUAUCGAAACACGAGUGGAGAUAAGCGUCUGGUUGAGCGAGACUAGUCGUCUUGGUGAUGGUGACGGAAUUCUUUCGGAAUUCUCUGAUACAUCCCUCCGUAAUGUUAUUGAAUCAUUUGAAACAAAUUAAAUGUAUGCAAAUUGGAACUCGCGAAAAUAUAUGCAAGGAAUAACAGUAACUUAAUCCAUGAUUAUUUUUUUUAAUAUAAUUUUGCCAGGUUGUAUGGAAGAGAAGUAAGCUAUCAUCGGGUGGAGAUCUUUUGUCGAUAAAUGUGAGGUUCAUGGUGCACGCGGUGUGAGUUAUGGGAGAAUGAACAACAAUGUCCUGCAUUCAAAGAACAGUUGAUGUUUUUUUCAUGUUUUUUCCCUGUCUUGAAACCUUUCAAAUACUUUUAUUAGAAUGUUUUAAGUUUGCCUGUCACAGUAUAAUUAUGUGAAUUAAAACGACAUGUUUCGUGCAAUCUCACGUCAACACUGCUUUUGCAAAAUUAUUCAGCAUUCCAAGCUUAUUAUGUUCAUUUCUGUUUGACGUAAUGGGAUCUAUUUAAAAACAUCAAAAUUGGAAAUAAACAUAUCGUAAAAAGGACAAUACAAGCUAAGGUGGUGAGUCGUCUGUGAAGUUUCUCGCUUGCCUUACCUGUGAAGUCCCCAAAUAUACCAGUGCAGUAACCCGGUUUCGUACCCGAUUUUUGAGUAGUAUUUACCGUGUCGCCUUCUAUGGGCAAGUUAUUGUUCAUUCAAAUUGAUAAUUUUCUGUUAUGAUUCCAAUAAAACUUGGAAUAUACACUUGCGUAUAUACUCAUUAGUCGUGUAUACAUGUAUCUGUACUAAAAUAUCUGCUUAAAUAGUGUGUCUUGAUUGUAAUUAUGAGUGGAAAGCACAUUGAGAUUACGACAUUUUGACCAUACCUACCAUUUUUGAAGGUAUGUGAUCUACUAUCAAAUGUAAUCCUAUUUAGUACCUUUGUUUAAAACAUUUUUUUGGCUCUAUGGCUGUAUUGUGAUCUGGCCAGAACUUUUUUUUUUUUUUUUUGAAAAGAACACUUUAGAAAAAAUGAUAACCUUUCUAACAAAUACCAUAUGGUGUUUACUUGUUAAAAGUUUAUUGGGUUGUUACAUAUAAGAUUUUGAACACCUUAGUUUAGGUCCAACUGUAACAAAUUCUCAGGUCCUCGGUGGUAUAGCGUACAUCUAAACUGGUAAAGGGAGAUAACCGUUUUGACCUCCAUACCAUGACACAGAAACAAAUUUUAUUCUGUACAAACUUUGAUUUCACUUAACGUUAAUAGAUCUUGAAUUUGUUUUUAUUUGAUAGUUUAUUUUGCCAAUUUGAUGAGAAAUGCUAUUGGCACUAAAAGAACAUACUGGGCUUUUUAUCAUGUCCGUUUGUGGUCCUUGUACCUACAAAGGUACUGCAAAAACUAGAAGUGUUUGAAGUGUCUCGUUCAGACAGUUUCUGUUAUUAUACAUUUUAUUUUAUUGCUUUUAGAGGGAGGGCUGAUUUUUACAACCCUUACCUCGUUCGCCGACGGGGUUAAGUAAUAAAAAGCUAAUGUAUGUUUGUAUAAAUAGAAAAAAACAACAACCCUUAUUUAAUCAGAAAAUCAGAGCUCGGUUUAGCACAGAGCAUUAGCAUCACAGAGAAUUGACAUAUAAAAUUAAUAUACAUUUCAUAUGAGCUUAGUAACUAAUACCUCGACUUAGAUAGCAAUCUUAUUUAAUUCCGUGCUAAUACAGAUAUUGUCAGUUUCGCUUGCUAUCAUUAUAUGAGCACCUCUAUUUACGGUCGGAAGUUUAUUUAUCAGUCGAAGGCUCCUUAACAUGGACGUUCUCUGACUGUUUCACAUUUCUCGUGACCUAAAUAUCGAAGCUCAUCUGCAAUCAUAUACAUGUAUUUUAAUGUUGUGUAUGACUAUUUGUAAUAUAUAAACAUGAUGUGCACAGAAUGAGGAAAAGUACAGUGCAACCUCGUUAUACUGCCGCCAUUUGUCCAGGGAAAUUUUGGCGUUAUAAAGGGGUUUGGCAAACCGUGUAUUUAAUAUAUUAAGAAAAUAUCGUAAAAGGAUCAAUCGGGAACUGACGUUACCUUCCGUAAAUGAGAAAACAUUUCAAAAUAUUCAUGCUAUUUUACCGUUUUACCGUAGCAUGCUUCUCAUUUAAAAAAAACAACAUUUCCACGCUAAGAAACAUGACAAAUCUAGUACAUGACUGAUUGUAGUGGUGAUUACCUCCCCUUGUUUGUUAAAUUCUGCAUCUUCAUUUACUAGUCUCAAAACAAUAUCCGGCACUCAUGGAAAGAAUUUUGGUCGGCAAAUAGCUCAGAAAAACAAGAUUAUAAACAAUGCUUUAACGAUGUGGAUGCGUUUUUUCUAUAUCAAUAUACAAUAUACAUAUUUUGAUAUUCAUGAAGUAUAUAUUAUUAUUGUUGUUGUUAAGUCUAACGAUAUAAAUGCAUGUUUAGUUGAUAUGAAGAGUCUUGUCAAAAUUGAAUCAUGGUUUCAUAAAAAGAAAUGUUUUCAA